This is a messenger RNA of Paramormyrops kingsleyae, 2115 nucleotides long. RefSeq names its product twist family bHLH transcription factor 1b (gene twist1b). NCBI's taxonomy places the organism in Eukaryota, Metazoa, Chordata, Actinopteri, Osteoglossiformes, Mormyridae. The record is from RefSeq and is a predicted model, not a curated record. Gene Ontology annotation, biological process: developmental process; regulation of transcription by RNA polymerase II. Gene Ontology annotation, molecular function: DNA-binding transcription factor activity, RNA polymerase II-specific; protein dimerization activity; RNA polymerase II transcription regulatory region sequence-specific DNA binding.
CUAUAAAUACAUACAUACUGUACAUACUUACAUACAGACACACAUAUACUUACUACUGCUACUACUAAUAAUAAUAACAAUAAUAAUCGAAGAAUGAGAAGAAUCACUCGCUAUCUUCAUUAGGCUUCUGCAUAUGUUGUGGAACCUGAGUCACAAAAAUAAAUCAAAAUUUAGGCCCACUGGACUGGUGCGUAAUCAGGUGUGACAUAUAUAUAGGCCUAGUGUGACCUAUUGUGUUUCGAGUCAGAUGACAAUUUCAACCGUUUUUAAAAAUCCUACGGAAAAUCAGCGAAACAUAAUAUCAGUUAUUAGCGUGGUUUGUCAGCAAUGAAGAACUGGGACUAUACGGUGUUGUUUGUAUAUUGUAUUACUUUGGUAAUGCAUGUAAUUUUCCUGCUAAAAUAGGCUAUACAGUAUUUUCCCAUUUCAUUUUACGCUAUUUAAAAAUAUUUCCCCUUUUAUUUACUAUUUCAUGGUACGUCAUACGCAAAUCUGAUUAAAAUAUUUCAGCUCAUCUCGCUAUAGCGCAACACUUUUAUUCAUGCAUAUAAAACAUGAAACACUGCACCAUCGUUAUACUAAGUGCGAUGAAAACGUCAAAUGUUUGCCCCUUUUGUGUUAAUUAGUCCUCUUGGAUGCAGCGUCUAAAACUGCCGACGGUCGGUAGUCGUUUACCGCGCUUCAAAAUAUAACGUACUGCAAGUUUUAAGUGCAUACAUCGUGAAUACAACUUAAAGGGAAUACUUGAAUUGCGUGCACAGUAUUUUCCUGUUUGACAGUUCCAAAGAAUUAUUAUGCAGAAAGAAAACUUCUGAAAUAGUUUUAUGUCCAUGUCCACCCCUCCAUUCGCGCAUCUGGUUUUCUUGACCAAUCACGUCUUUCUCCAAAAAAACUUUCCGCCGUCCAGGAUAUAAGAGUGCUCAACACUUCCAAAAAGCGAGAUGGAUCGUCGUGGCCAAGUAGCCACUUCUGUGGGCAUGGUGGCAAGUUUACCGUGCAAAAGGUCUAACUGGAAUUUUUUGACGUUGAAUAAAUGAAUCAAUAUAACUGCCUAUGUUCAAGCUGAAACUGGUGUUUGAAGAAACGAUGCAGAGCGAUUCCUGCUCCCCAGUGUCUCCAGCGGACAGUCCCAGCAACAGUGAAGAAGAAGUCGACAGGCAGCAGAAAAGAUGUGGAAGGAAGAGGAGAUCGAGCAGAAGAAACGGGGAGGAAUCAGAUAGCCCGACCCAUGGGAAAAGAGGGAAAAAAUCCAACAGCAGCAGUCCGCAGUCUUUUGAGGAGCUUCAGACGCAGAGAGUUAUGGCGAAUGUGCGCGAGCGGCAGCGGACUCAGUCCCUCAACGAAGCCUUCGCGGCACUGCGGAAAAUCAUUCCCACUUUACCGUCAGACAAACUGAGCAAAAUCCAGACCCUCAAACUGGCAGCCAGGUACAUCGACUUUCUCUGCCAAGUGCUACAAAGUGAUGAACUGGACUCUAAAAUGGCAAGUUGUAGUUAUGUGGCACACGAGAGACUAAGCUAUGCCUUUUCUGUGUGGAGGAUGGAGGGCGCGUGGUCCAUGUCAACAUCUCACUAGUCUGUGGAUUUAUAGGGCAAAGAUGGUGACAGCGAUCCCAUUAGUUUCUGCAAGGGGGCAACUCGGGAAUCCGAUGCUGGAUAUGUGUGCAAAGCUGCAAUAUUUUCUGGAAAAUAUGAUAAAAAGAAACCAAAGAUAACAGAACGUAAAAAGCACUUAGAAAGGCCGUGGACAAUCCAGAACUCUGCGUUUUGAUAUAAAUUUAAUUGUUCAGUUUGACAAUGAAUGUUGGAAUUGUGUAUUUCUUUAUGCAUGUCUUUUGACCAAGCCGUGCCGAGUCUGUGUUUGGCUCGUGGAAAAGGUGAAAGUGCAUCGCCAUUUCAGUUUCAUGGCCGCCGGAUUGUUACAGCCAUGAAAUGACUUGAUAUUUGGCUUUUACAUAUGCAAGACCUUUUGGAUUAAUAUUUUGUCUCCAAAAUACAUUUAUUUAUUUAUUAAUUACAUUUGUCGCAAUGCAGAAUAGAUCCGGUGUCUAAAUGCAUUCGUACUUUUUGUAAAUAACUGUAUUUUUCUGCAAUAAAAUAUGAAUUUAAAACGCUU